GUAUUUGAUGAUCUUGCCGGUGAACCCAUAGCAAUUCAGCAAAAAAUUGAAGAGUUCUUUAGAAGUGGUAGGCAUUCCAAUAUUAGCCCAAUUUAUAUAGCACAACAUUAUUUUGAAACUUCCAUGAAAAUACAUGCAAAUAUUACACAUAUCUCAAUACAUCGUGAUGGUGGAGAAGGUUUAGAUAAUUUAAAACGUGUUCUUAAAA
Messenger RNA from Racocetra persica, 208 nucleotides. NCBI's taxonomy places the organism in Eukaryota, Fungi, Glomeromycota, Glomeromycetes, Diversisporales, Gigasporaceae. The record is from the annotation of a GenBank genome assembly.